AGCAGCAUCUUCAUAGCAAGUACUUAGACUUAACACAAAAAGAACUUGUCUACCAGAAGACACCGAAUACAAGACAAGGAAUUAUCUACGGCUACGUAGGAAACCUCCACCAACAGUCAGGACAAUGGGAAACACUUUCUGUGGCUCUUGCUGCGUUCGUGUCUUUCGUGACGCCUUCUGUCCUAGGGGAUAUGGUCGUCGAACGUCCUUCUCAAAAGGUGGAGAGCCGCCUACGCGUUGGACAGAAGCAGAAAAAUAUGUGCGGAAGGUUUCAGAAACAACAGCCACGGGAGAUGUGCUUGACUGCUGGUUUUUUCCGGAGAACGCGGGUUUUUAAGGAUAAGUAGUUCCAAUCUCAAUCAUGAUUAUCAUACAACUAUGGUCAUCUUCUGAUGAUUUUUGCCAGGCGCAGCAAACCCCCGAGUAGACUCCACUCGAGUACGACUAGGAUUUCCGCAAAGAAUUAAUGAAGCUCUCCUCAUCUCGAUCUCUUCAUGAUCAUGGAUGAUUACAAAUACAACAAUUUAGACUUGCUUUUGUUUCAUCUUUCAAAUCUAAUCUAUGCUGGGAGGCAAAAAUAAGCUAGGAACAGGCAGCAUUCAGAGGGCGUCGAACCGCGAAGCUUUUUUAGAGAGGCUGCGUUCCACGAAAAAAUGGAUCGAUAUCGCCGUUUUCACCAUAACCGACAACAGCGUGGCAAGAAUACUCAAUUAUGAGAUACAACUAGGUUUACAACAUGAGUCAUUUUUACCGAGAGUGGUGAGCAAGAAAUAGUAGAUCUCGUUCGACGAACUCGAUUUCUGCUUUUUUCUCCAUGAAAAACCCACUCUUGUUUCUCGUCCCCCUAAUGCUAAUCGACUCCCAAAAACAAAAGGACUCUGCUUAAAUCUUUAUCCCUUAAGCUGAAAUAGUGAAAAGCCUCCCUCUUUCUCCCUUAAUGAAAGGAGCUCUUUGCACGAUCCGGUUCGCAAAAAGUCCACAUCCGCAUUGUCACCGAUGACCAGCAAGCGGCGUCGCUAGGCUCAGACGUCUACGAGCUCGCAGGACUUGGAAUCCCUGUCAUUCACGACAAUGACACGAGUUUAUGGUGGGACAAUAUUCCGAACAAGAAUAUGAAUAUGUUUGAAAAUACUGUCACGAACCUUAUGCUUAUGACCAAUAAAUAUGACGGUGAUUUUGUUGAAGUUCAAAGCUCAUCCCUCGGAAUACAGCACGCGCUCCUUGAUUACAAAAAUGAACACUCUCUUCCUUCGUUCAUCCUCUGCUCACAUGCAUCACAAGUUUGCGGUUAUCGACGGCGAAUACGUGCUUACAGGGUCCUACAACUGGAGUCGCGCAGCGUUCACGCGGAAUCGCGAGAACAUGAUUCUGUCCAAUGAUGUGCGGAUGAUUCGAGCAUUCAUGGCAGAGUUUGAGCGGUUGUGGUCUACUUUUCGCCACAACAGAUUCUUCGCACCACCUGAUAGAGUUGCUCCUGCGUCGGAGCCUCAGUUAAGGAUGAGACGACAUCAUACUGCUCUGGAGAAAGAGUCAGUCGUGUCAGACUGCGUUGCGGGUGCUCCUGUGUUGAAGAUGUCUCUUCACUACCUAUUUCCAUACUCUUUUCAAAAAUCGAUCUCACUCUCAACAGUAUGUAUUUGUAUGAAUCAUAAAAAACACCAGCAGUACUUCUUCCAGCACUUCUAAGCACCCAGCCUGCAUUCAAACCAGAUGUGAAGGAUGGACCAUCGGCCAUGACCAUGGGAGACUUUCUACCGAGCACGCAACAGCAAGGAGAACGCACGAGAAGUAGAUCCGUCGAGCCCUCUAGUACAGCAUCUAGAAGAAGUUCCGGAGGUUACGGAUGGUCAUCAAACAAAGGCGGAAACGGAGGGAGGAGUAAAUCAUCGAAUGCAGCUGCCGGUGGAGGAAACGGAAAGAAUACUAGAAAGUUAUUAAAUAACUACAAUAAAUCUAGUACAGAAGGAAAAGGAGGAACACCGAUUUCGAAAGACGAUAAAGGACGUGGAAAGCCAUCAGACCGAGGAGAUCGAGAGGCUAGUGGUGAAUACGUUGCUGUGACAGUCGUCGGAGGCUCAGGGUCGUGAUGGUGAUCGUCACGGCCACUUGUUGUUGAGGGAAAAUAAACUUAAACAUUGUGAAUUUACAAAGUACGAAGAAACAUGAAGGUUUUGACAUCGAAUUUACUGUAGGUACGAAGACUCCACCUCCAGCAUGAUGCUGACGUGGCUUACUACGAAGAUUAUAUCACGCUUACUGCGAACAAGAUUAUUGUUGUAGUUCUAGUUGUUCC
Molecule: messenger RNA, 2293 nt
Organism: Amoebophrya sp. A25
Lineage: Eukaryota; Dinophyceae; Syndiniales; Amoebophryaceae
Source: the annotation of a GenBank genome assembly